Molecule: messenger RNA, 4347 nt
Organism: Zingiber officinale
Lineage: Eukaryota; Viridiplantae; Streptophyta; Magnoliopsida; Zingiberales; Zingiberaceae
Exons: 8
Coding region: 247-4236 (1329 amino acids)
Source: RefSeq, a predicted model, not a curated record
GUCUCAAAUAACUUCACCGUUCAAAAAUUUCAAAUCCCUUUCCGCUGCGCCAAAUCCCUUUUCGCCUUUCGAAUCAUUCCCCUUCCGAACUCGAUCUGCUCAGGCGUCAUGUCGAGAAGGAGAGGAAACGGGAGGCCUCCGACGUCUCCGUCGUCGAUCCGAGGCCGAGAUGACGGCCAGGCGUCAGCUUGAUUUUUUUUUUAUUAUUUUUUUUUUCGUUUCGAAUCUGCUGGAACUGAGGCCGAGAUGACGACGAUCGAGCAACUCUUCAAGAGAAUCUUCGACCGCAAGUGCCGGAUCGAGGCCCAGCUGAGGCAGCAGGAAGAGUCGUAUGCCGAAUCCCUCGCCUACAGCCUUCUCGCCGACGGCAAACAGCCUCCUCCUUGGCUUUUGGAAUCUCAGAACGAGUUAAGCAGCAAGCAUUUUGCUCCUGGAAUCUCAUUUCCUCUUCCCACUCCUUCAGCACACGAAGUUUGCAUUUCUAAGGAGUAUACUCGUAAAGAACAUACUGAUGUAGCUACAAUUACCAGUCACCAAAAAGAUGAUCAAAGAGAUUGUGACAUCAUAUGCUCUGAAGUUGUUGAGGAUUCAUCGGUAUCUGGCUCCGUUGUAAGUAUCCAAUGUGGCUGGUCAAAGCAAAAGGACACCGAGGAGAAUCUUUAUGGAACAAAACAGAUUGCUAGUUUUGGAGACGAGGUGACUGUUGAAGGAAACACUAGGAGAAAAACUAGGUCAAUGGCUACAAUUUCAAUGUCUGGUCAUACUAUAGAACCUUCAUCUUCUAGGAACCCACUUUCUCUUCAUAGUAAAGUUGGUGAUAAAGCAGCUUCAUCUGAAGCACCUGUGGAAUGCAAUCCACGUAGAAUAAUUAGGUCAAAGCAAAAGGAACCUGAUGAGUAUCUUAAUGGAACAAAACAGAUUGCUAAUUUUGGAGACGAGGUGACUAUUGAAGGCAAUGCCAGGAGAAUAACUAGGUCAGUGGCUAGUUCUUUGAUUUCUGAUCAUGCUAUAGAACCAUCAUUUACUAGUAACUCUCUUGCUCUUCAUAGUAAAGUUGGUGAUAAAGCAGCUUCAUCUGGGUCACCUUUAGAACACAAUCCGCGUAGAAUAACUAGGUCAUUGGCUGCAUCCUUGAUUUCUGAUCAUGCUCCAGAAUUAUCAGUUGCAAGGAACUCAUUUGCUCUUCAAAGCAAAGCUGCUCAUGAAGCAUCUCCAUCUAGAUCACUUGAUUGCCCUGGGAACAUGCUACAGCUAUUGAGUUCUUUAGAAUAUUUAAGUGCAAAUCCUCAUGAUCCUGAGGGAAAGAUUCACUCUAGAUCUUGUGAAACUUCACAUGAUCUAGCUACAAUUUCCUGUGGGAUGGCAUGCACCAUUGAUUCUGAUCUGAAACAAUCUGUCAGAAGCUCAAUGGACACAAAAGAAGACAAUUACAAGACUAUGGUUGAGGAUAAAUCUGCCUGCAACCUAAAUCUAGCACCACAUGAUCUUCAGAUUGAUAAUUCUGUAUUACUGGGAGGUGAUGCUUGCCUAGAAUCUGAAGAGACUGAGUUUGCUGCACACAAUGUUUGUUGUAGCACAGUUGCCAACCCCAUUUUGAUUGUACAUGAUGUAGGAAAAGGAGGCAGGUUGACUGCAACUUCUGAUUCAACUCGACCAGCUUCUGGUGUUCCAUCACUAAAUCAUUCAUCAGAACCUAGAUACUCAUUGAGAAGUUUGAGUAGGGAUGGGAAGGUACUUUCUUAUUCAGACCCUGAUGGGUCUAGUAACAUAACUAGUUCAAAAAGUUCACGAAAUUUGGCAGCAAAAGCAUGUGAAAUAUCAUGGCCAAAAAAGAGAAAAUUGAAUUGCUACUCAGAUAGUAUCCUGGCCACUACUCCGAGAAUAAGGCUUCAUCAACGUAUGCUUGCACAUGAAGGUAACUGUUAUAGCACCAAGGGAAGUUUCGAUAGUGCAUCAUUUGAAGAAAUACAGAAGACAACAUCCCCCGUUGGAUCCACAUUGAACUAUGAAGGAGUAAAGGCUGUUUCAGGGAGCCACUUGGAAGAAUUUCAUCAAAGGCAAAAUCAGUGUGAGAGAGAGCCUUGCCAGGUGAACUCUUGCUCCAAAAGUACGGACCAACUCACAGAUACUUGUUUGCCAAAUCAGAGCACAAAUGUUUUUCCUUCUCUCAAUCUGGCGGAUGAAUCCAGGACUUUUAUAUCAAAUGGAAUUUGCAACAGUGGUGCACCAAUAUGUAUAUUAGAAGGAUCUGGACCUCCUGGAAAUGAUGCCCAUGAUGGAUUGGAUAGUUCAGCAACUAUUGUUGAUUACUGUGAUCUACAGGCUAUAGAGAAGAGAGAAAUUUGUCCUCUUGAGAAGGAUUUACAAACCUAUUCAAGUGUUAGGGAUGAUUUGGUGAAUAAUAAUGAGUUCGUACCAGAAUUUGAAGGAUUUAGCAUAGCAAUAUCCCCUACACUGGGAAAUGAUGCUUAUUCCAAUUCUGGGUUUCCACCUCUCUCUUUAAAUAUCCAAACAAGUAGUUUAACAAGUCGGGUUACACCUACAAACUCUCCAUUAGGAUACUCUAAAAUCAAUAAAAUUCCUGAUGUUUUUCAGUCAUUGCCUAAUGGUCUCUUGGGGAACAUGAACUUAAAUGACCCCCUUUAUCUUCAUAAUGAUUAUGGAAAGCCAUUUAGGACAAAUGAACAUGCCCAAGCAUCUCUACACAGUAGUUUAGAGUCGGUUUUUGACUUUUCAUGCAUGGAUAGUUCGUAUUCUCAUAAUGCAUCAUCUUCUUGUGAUACAUUUGAUGGGGCAUCCAGUAAACCUCCUCUGACACCACCAAUUGAAAGCUCCAGCUUGAGAAGAGUUUCAGGGAAAAGUGGUUCUGGUUCACAAACAUUGGUUACUAAUCCUGAACUUGUGUGCUUCCGAAUUGAUGAGGAUUCUACCACUUUGGAGGAUAAUGAGCAUUCAGAUGAAUUAGGCAUCUCUGAUAAGGGAACUUGCUUAAAAGAAAUCAAAGCUCUUGAUGAUCGAGAGCCACUUAGAGAUAUAUCCUCAAUAUAUAGAAAUACACAAAACUCCUGUCCGCUCAUCAAGGUUAUUCCAGGAAAUAGAAGUCAUCAAUCCUUGGAUACAAAAUUCUCUUAUGGAACUGAAAUUAAUGUUCAUUCAUCCCUGGGAAGCUCUUAUAGCAACAACACAGAUCAGAUGGGAGACAUUGAGAAUCAAUGCUUUCCAGUCAAUGGGGAUAAAGAUAGGAGCAUUGCUAAAUCUUUAAGUAACAGGUCUAGUGAACCUGAACUAAAUACAAAAAAAUUGGGGAGAAAUAGAAGCCAAGCAAGCAUCCAAAAGGGAUAUAAGCCAAAUAAUAUUGUUUCCAAUGUAUCCUCUUUUAUCCCCAUGAUUAAGAAACAGCAGCAAGCAACAACAACAAAAGGAAAGAAAGAAAUUAAAGUGAAAGCACUAGAGGCUGCUGAGGCUGCAAAGCGACUUGAAGAAAAAAGGCAAAUUGAACGGGAAAUACGAAAAGCAGCUGCAAAGCUCGAGCGUGAAAGGUUAGAGCAGAAGAAGCAACUAAAACUAAAACAAAUGGAGGAAAAAAGAAGAAAGGAAGCAGAAAGGUUAGAACAUGAGAAACAACUCAAGCAAAAUCAACUGGAGGAUAAAAGAAGAAAGGAAACUGAAAUUGCAGCUAGGAAGAGGCAACGAGAAGAAGAAGAUUGGAAGGAAAGAGAAAGAAAAAGAAGAUGCAAUGAAGAUACUCAGAAGUUGCAACGAGAACAAGAAGAAAGGUUACGCACAAAGAAAGAAGAGAAGGAACUUCGAUUUAAAGCUCUAGUUGAUGAUGGAAAGAAGAAAGGUCUAAUGCAAGAUCCUAAGCAACCUCUGAAAUUGAAGGAAAUUUCUGGGUCUACAAAAACCAAUGAAGUGGAUCCAAUUUCCACUAAGGUGACUACCAGUUCAAACAUCACUAAAGGAAUUAUUCAAGACAGAUUGUCUACUAACAAAAAAAAUCAAGAUUGUGAAUCAUAUGAAAUAUCUCCAUAUAAAGAUUCAGAUGAUGACGAAGACGGAGCAGAUGAAAACUUGCGAAGAAGGAAAAAACACAUUCCAUCUUGGGCUAGAGAUCCCCUGGAAAAACUUUUGCUUCGACAGCAAGACACAAAUCCAUUCGACAUUUUCUUCCGUAAAAAUUCCUUCAGCUUAAACCAAGUUCUAUGCCCUCCUGUUACUCGACGGUUGCCUCUCUGACACGGUGGUGGUCAUUCAGCUCUAUGUUCAUUUUUUGUAAACAUGGAAAAUGAUCCUAUGCGAUGUACCUUGAUACGAACAUUUGGCAAGAAAAUUCUUCCAGUGAUUAAA